Conger conger (European conger) is the source of this 1228-nucleotide messenger RNA. It is a transcript of the gene rwdd3, whose product is annotated as RWD domain containing 3. Gene Ontology annotation, molecular function: protein binding. The transcript has 4 exons. The record is from RefSeq and is a predicted model, not a curated record. Gene Ontology annotation, biological process: positive regulation of hypoxia-inducible factor-1alpha signaling pathway; positive regulation of protein sumoylation. Lineage: Eukaryota; Metazoa; Chordata; Actinopteri; Anguilliformes; Congridae. The coding region runs from base 97 to 873 and encodes 258 amino acids.
UGCAAGCUAAUAUUAACCUAAAAAAAUAUACAUAAAUAUAGAUGCAUCCAGCAUUUCUUUAUACAUUAUCCGAAUGGAUUCCUGCCCUUUGUUAGAAUGUCUGAUAUAGCGUUAGAUGAAAUAGCAGUGUUAUCCGCAAUAUACUGCGAGAAGGACGAAUUUACUUUACUUGAGGAGUCAGAUGAAAAGGGGAUAUUAUUUCGAAUCCAGGUUGCAGUAGAAACCGGGUCUGGGAAGACGAGGCUGAGCCUGGUCUUUAACUUACCACCCGAAUACCCCAGCUGCCUCCCAGAUGUCUCCGUCAGCUCAGAGCAGCUCACCAGGCAACAGUGCCAGCGCGUGAGGCAGAGUCUGUUAGAGAAAUCUUCGGAGCUCCGUUCGGAGCCCAUGGUCCACGAGUUGCUCUUGUGGCUGCAGCAGAACAUUGCGGACAUUGCCUGCAUUGAGCAAGCGGGGUCCGUGGAUGCCGCGCCGGCUGCAGACGGCGAGCCUUGGAUGGCCUUGCUGCUACUGGAUCACAUGAGGGCGAAAACCAAGUACACGAAAAUCAUUGAGAAAUGGACCUUGGAGCUGGGGCUCACCGGGAGACUCUUCAUGGGGAAGCUUAUUUUGAUCGUUCUGCAGGGAGCAAAGAGAAGCAUAAAGGAGUACGUACAUCUCCAGAAGACGGUGAAGGUGGACGUGGACUCGGCUGGGAAGAAGUGCAAAGAAAAGAUGAUGCGUAUUCUUAGUGACGCCCCGCUCCCCAAAACCUAUAAAGAGCUGACAUCAUUUCAAGUUAAGGAGAUUUCAUCUGUGGAGGAGCUGAAAAGAGAAUUUGAAUUAGUUGGACUGCUCGAGCUCUACCAGGAGUUUGUGUGCUCAUUGACUUAGUGCAGCUUUCACCACUGACCCUUCACCAAGAAGAGUUCUCCUGGGUUGUCUCUAAACCAGGCAUCAACAACGCAUGGUCCUCAACAGCCGAGACCUGCUGGAUGUCCACCCUGCCGUUACCUGGGAGUCAGAUGUGAAGACAGUCUGGCCAGUCGGUAGCAGUAAUUACCUGGAAGAAGAGAAAACCAGGGUUGGAUUUGGAUUUGAGUUGAUGAUCCCUGGUCUAAAUGGUUGAACUUCUUAAACUUAUGUCCAGUUACACCUUUAAUGCAUUGAAAUAUUUGUCACCCUUCAUCAAACAUAAAUUAAAUAAUGAAUUAUUUUUAAUAAUAAAAAUCAUUUUUUGAAAAUGAAA